CUGAAUGUUGGUGUGACGUGUGCUGCAGUGUCUCACAGUCAUGGCAGGUUUGUUUUGCGUCUGCGGGCUGCUGAGGCUGCUGAAGACGUUAUUCAUCCCGGGGCUCAUCGUAAGUGUUAUUUUAUGCCUUGUCGUGGUCACGGUCCUGCAUUGUCUGCGGUUAUGGAUUCAGCAUAAGAAGAAGCAGACCGUACAUGUCGGCAAGGAUGGAAAGAAGCGGAAGGUCGUGGCGUUUUUCCACCCUUACUGUAAUGCCGGCGGCGGAGGCGAGCGGGUGCUUUGGUGUGCCCUGAGAGCCUUGCAGAAAAGGUAUAAAGAGGCCAUGUAUGUCGUUUACACUGGAGACACCGAUGUCUCUGAAGAACAGAUUCUUAAUGGGGCGAGUGCUCGCUUUAACAUCAAUCUAACCCACCCUGUGAAGUUUAUAUUUUUGGAAAAGCGGGACCUUGUGGAAGCCAGGAAAUACCCUCAUUUCACCUUACUAGGCCAGAGCCUCGGCUCCAUCUUCCUAGGUUGGGAGGCCCUGGUAAAGUGUGUGCCAGAUAUUUAUAUAGACUCCAUGGGCUAUGCCUUCACUUUACCUCUUUUCAAGUAUAUCGGAGGCUGCCGAGUGGGCUGCUAUGUACAUUACCCCACUAUCAGUACAGAUAUGCUGUCCGUGGUUCGCAGCCAACACUCCAGGUUCAACAAUUCUACUUAUAUUUCUAAUAAUACUGUCCUAAGCAGAAUGAAGUUAAUCUAUUACACCCUUUUUGCAUUGUUGUACGGAUGGGUUGGUUCGUGUAGCGACAUCAUAAUGGUUAACUCUACGUGGACCUUUAACCAUAUCCUUGACUUGUGGAAAUGUAGUGAGUGCACACACAUAGUCUAUCCACCUUGCGAUGUGCAGACAUUUUUAGAUAUUAAAUUAAACCUGGAGCAAGAGAAACAUGAACGGUCUUUGGUGUCGAUUGGUCAGUUCCGGCCUGAAAAAGACCAUGCGUUGCAGAUCAGGGCGUUCAGCGCGUUAUUGGCCACGAAGACACCUGAAGAGCGAGCAAAUCUGAAACUUCUACUGAUCGGUGGCUGUCGCAACAAAGAAGAUGAAGACCGGGUGUCUGGACUGAAAAGGCUUAGUCAGGAACUUGGAGUUCCUGUGGAGUUCAAAGUGAAUAUUCCUUUUGAGGAGCUGAAGAAGUACCUAAGUGAAGCUACCAUUGGAUUACACACCAUGUGGAACGAGCACUUUGGAAUUGGGGUAGUUGAAUGUAUGGCAGCUGGGACCAUCAUUUUGGCACACAACUCAGGAGGCCCCAAGAUGGACAUUGUGAUCCCUUAUGAAGGACAGAAAACUGGCUUCCUGGCAGACAGCGAGGACGGCUAUGCUUCAGCCAUGGAUCACAUUCUCUCUCUGUCCCCGGAGGAAAGACUGGCGAUAAGGCAGAACGCGCGUCUUUCUGUCUCCAGGUUCUCGGACCAUGAGUUUGAAGGAAAUUUCCUCUCUGCAGCUGAGCAUCUAUUCAAGUGACAGACAGCCUUUUGGUUUCCAUUUGUAUAUAUGGCAGAAAAACAAGGAAAUAUUUUUAUAUUGGAUUUAUUGUGUUGCAGAUGUCUAAAUUAAUAAUUUGUAAAUACACAAUUUACAUUA
This is a messenger RNA of Spea bombifrons (plains spadefoot toad), 1627 nucleotides long. RefSeq names its product ALG11 alpha-1,2-mannosyltransferase (gene ALG11). Gene Ontology annotation, molecular function: GDP-Man:Man(3)GlcNAc(2)-PP-Dol alpha-1,2-mannosyltransferase activity. Gene Ontology annotation, biological process: protein N-linked glycosylation. The transcript has 4 exons. The record is from RefSeq and is a predicted model, not a curated record. Gene Ontology annotation, cellular component: endoplasmic reticulum membrane. Lineage: Eukaryota; Metazoa; Chordata; Amphibia; Anura; Pelobatidae. The coding region runs from base 41 to 1507 and encodes 488 amino acids.